Archocentrus centrarchus (flier cichlid) is the source of this 2152-nucleotide messenger RNA. RefSeq names its product MAX dimerization protein MLX (gene mlx). Gene Ontology annotation, cellular component: nucleus. Gene Ontology annotation, biological process: regulation of transcription by RNA polymerase II. Bases 41 to 778 code for a protein of 245 amino acids. Lineage: Eukaryota; Metazoa; Chordata; Actinopteri; Cichliformes; Cichlidae. Gene Ontology annotation, molecular function: RNA polymerase II cis-regulatory region sequence-specific DNA binding; protein dimerization activity; DNA-binding transcription factor activity, RNA polymerase II-specific. The transcript is spliced from 9 exons. The record is from RefSeq and is a predicted model, not a curated record.
UGCCGCCGUGCGUAGAAGAAGAAAUUCAUCGCAUUCCGAAAUGACGGACCCGACAACAUCGCCAGAGGACCAGUGGAAAACCGAUGGUGCUUUCAGCGAUGGUGGCUUUGAUAACAGUUACAUCUCUGAAGCAAUCAGAAAGGGUUCUAUAGUGUCUCGGGCCAACAGCAUUGGCUCAACAAGUGCCUCUUCAGUGCCAAAUACAGAUGAUGAAGAUAGUGACUACAGGCACGAGACAUCGUAUAAGGACUCGUAUAAAGAUCGUCGGAGACAAGCGCAUACACAAGCUGAGCAAAAGCGUAGGGAUGCUAUCAAGAAAGGAUAUGAUGACCUCCAGUCAAUCGUUCCAACCUGCCAGCAGCAGUCUGAAUUUGCAGUGGGAGCACAGAAGAUCAGCAAGGCUACUAUACUCCAAAAAACAAUUGACUACAUCCAUUUCCUUCAUAAAGAAAAGAAGAAGCAAGAGGAGGAAGUUUCCGUCCUAAGAAAAGAAGUGAUGGCUCUUAAGAUUAUGAAAACGAACUAUGAGCACAUAGUGAAGGCCCACCAGAACAACCCACAGCAAGGAGAGGAUCAGGUGUCCGACCAGGUCAAAUUCAGCAUCUUUCAGAGCAUCAUGGACUCCUUGUUUCAGUCUUUCAGCAACUCUGUUUCAAUGAGCAGCUUCCAAGAACUGUCGGCAUGCGUUUUCAGCUGGAUUGAGGAGCACUGCAAGCCACAGACGCUGCGGGAGUUUGUCGUCGGAGUGCUCCGGCAGCUCAAUGGUCAGCUUUACUGAUUGAGCCCAGUGUCUGGUUAACUCCCAGAAAUUGACUUUCUCAGCUUACUCUGGCCUCUAAGAGCAGCCUCACUUUCUGGCAUACGAUCGCUUUUUGGCACAACACCCCCACUGAGACUAAAAGGAGUAAGAGAUUAGAUCUUAUUAGCAAGAACUCUUCUUACAGAUUGAGUGAACUCAUGGUAUUUUUUCCGGUGCCUUUUUUUAAAUAAUGGACAGAGAGAAAAGGGAGGCAGAGAACUCGUGAGCCGACACGUUCCCCUUCGUCACAUCGAGCACUGCAGCUUGUUCUUGAACCAAAUGGGCUCUUUGAGCUUCAGUGGACAAACACUGAAUCACUCCUGAGCUGCAGCAGAGUAACAAUCACUGCUAACUGUGCUGUCAGGAAGACACUACAGCGUUUUAUCACUGAUAUUUGGCUCAUACAAACUGCGUGACAGAAUUUGAGGCGUACAUAUAUGGAGCUCUGACAAGCUGUCAAACAUGCUGAAAUGUCAAAUUAUGGUAUGUAUAAAUUUAAAUAGUCUCUUCACAGUGUGCCGUUUAACUUUUUAUAGUCAAAUGUAUUUCAAUUCAGUUUGACUUUAAUGGCAGGAAAAGUAAUGAGUAUUCUGUCAUAUGUCAUCAUUGAGGUACGUCACAUUGUGAGCCGAAGUUUGCAUCGACUUUUUUUUUUGCAACUUUUAUAUUUUCUUCUCAAUCAAGGAGCUUAAAAAUUCUGCUUCAGUUGGUCUAAUCCCAACAUGAUGAACAUUGUUUACUUUCGUCAGUGGGUUUCAGUGGCUACGAUGCAGUUCACGCCAAACUGUGUCAGUCGGCACCCCUUUCUUGAAUUUUGACCAUCACCUUGAAAACUUGUCAAUCUGAACUGCAUCAGCUGGACUUUUAACGGCUGUUGAGGGAAAAAUGGUGACUUUCUCGUAGGUAACAGCAAAUUUUAACAAUGGCUUUGACUGUUUCUAUAAAUGUCCUGUCCUGUGUUAGCUGUAUUCAUGGAAAUAUUUUUUUUAAACCUUGUCUUAUGUCGUUGCUUCAUGAUUAUUAAUAAUUCUGUCAUACAAGCCGUGUACACUCAGUGGCCACUUUUAGUUACCCCUGUAAGAUCGACUGACAUCUGAGCCUUAAAUUCUGCUUUAUAAAGGAAAUGUUUUAUUUUGAUGUACGCCAGCAGAGAGGUGUAAUCUAUGCAUUCAUGUGUAACUGUGUUUAUGUUGUAGUUGCAGUUUGUUUUUCAUGUUUAGCUACCCCAUUUACAAAUCAAGGAGGUGGAAUAUUGAAAAAAUAUAUUUAAAUCAGUACAUCUGAGAGGAAACUGCUGUGUAUUUGAUUGUAUUCGAUUUCAUAGGUCUGCCUAAUAAAGUGGCCAUGAAGGGA